AAAUUAAAAUAAUUUUUCUGUUGGACCAGAACUCUCCUAUUGGAAUUUUAUUUAUUUUUUUCAACUUCUGAUGUCAGAUCACCUGACAACAUGUGUGCGCGGAUACCUGACUGUCAGGCCGUAUAUGGAUGCUGUGGUUGCCUUGGUAACGCUGAUGCUGGAUACAGGAUUGCCCUGCUUCCGCGGUCAGACCAUCAAACUGCUCAAGCAGCGUUUUAACCCUGGAGUGAGUGAGAAGGAAGCAGCAGCUUUUAUCAUCAAAGUCAUUCAGAACUGCUUCCUGAGCAGCAGGAGCAAAACGUAUGACAUGAUCCAGUACUAUCAGAACCAGAUCCCCUACUGAAGGCCAGAGAAACCUGAGUGUGUGUGUUUCUCUUACUCUCUUAAUGCUAAAUUGCACUGCUGUCUCGGUCUGGUGUGUUUGUGCACUUUAUACACCUGAAAUGUUUGCAUGGAUUUCUACGCACUGAUAUCAGCACUUAUGAGACGUUUUCUGCACACGUCACACUGUCUGCUGCAUGAUGGGUUCAACUGUAAACAUUACAAAAUCACUUUUGUGCCAUUUUGAUUUGUAUUUGAUGUGAUUUUAUUGUCAGUCUUAAAUAAUUUCCAGGUAAAUCAUGUAGUCUGUAAACUACAGCAGAUGUGUUUAUGGACAUGAACGGCCUGGACUGCGGACAAAUGUCAUAUUUCAGAGGUGACGAAUUUACACAUUAACGCACAAACUAACAAAAAUCAGCAUUUGAUUAUAUUUAUUAUGAUGUAAUGGAGGACAGAUGUUUGAAAAGUGUUUGGUAUUUCUCGGCAGUGUUCACAGCUCUGAAUAUGUUUUCAUAUUUCUGAAUCACUGCUUGUUUUGCAGUAUAUGACUGUUUAUUGAUCAAUUGAUUUGUACAGUGAGACUAAUCUUUGUUUGCUCAUUUGUUAGCAUCAGUUUUAUGGCCCUCUUUCUAUUCUAUUCUAUUAUUUAUUCUGUGUGUGAUAUUUAAUAAAUGCCCACAGUAGUUGCCUGUA
Messenger RNA from Onychostoma macrolepis, 1014 nucleotides. RefSeq names its product putative phosphatidylinositol 4-kinase alpha-like protein P2. Gene Ontology annotation, biological process: phosphatidylinositol-mediated signaling; phosphatidylinositol phosphate biosynthetic process. Gene Ontology annotation, cellular component: cytoplasm; plasma membrane. The transcript is spliced from 4 exons. The record is from RefSeq and is a predicted model, not a curated record. NCBI's taxonomy places the organism in Eukaryota, Metazoa, Chordata, Actinopteri, Cypriniformes, Cyprinidae. The coding region runs from base 71 to 343 and encodes 90 amino acids. Gene Ontology annotation, molecular function: 1-phosphatidylinositol 4-kinase activity.